AGACGUCCCGUACAGAAGCAACAAUGUUCCCACACGGUAACAAUAUCAGGGUCGGUGGCCCAUCAAAUCACCAAAAAUCGUACCCGUCGUCGUUUCAAGAACAUGACGCGCUGUUUGGCUCCUACGAACACCUAAAGGACUGUCCACAACCCGAAAAGGCUCUUCUCCGGCUGCGAAAGAUAGCUUCUCUCGUCAAGCCUCUAAUGAGAAAGCGUUCUUGGAAGGUCAAAGUUCUAAGCGAGUUUCUGCCUGACGAUGAGCGUCUGCUGGGUCUCAACAUCAACAGAACUCAAAAGAUCUGUGUACGUCUUCGAUACACCCACAACCCAGGAACCUUCCUUCCCAUCGAACAAUGUGUCGAUACGCUACUCCACGAACUAUCUCACAUCGUUUUUGGUGCCCAUGAUUCAAACUUUCAUGCUCUUUGGGACGAGUUAAGGGAUGACCAUGAGACGCUCCUUCUCAGAGGCUAUACUGGCGAAGGCUUCCUGACUGGUGGCAGAAAGCUUGGUGGUGGUCCUGUGCCUCCACAGCAUGAGAUGAGGCGCUUAGCGCGUGCCAAUGCAGAGCAGCGUCGUGUGCUCCAGAAGGGUUCCGGCAGAACUGUUGGAGGAAAGAGGAUACCCCUGGGAGCAGAUCUUCGCAAGGUUUUGGCAGACGCAGCAGAUCGAAGAGCCACCGUUGAUCGUGGAUGCGCAUCUGGCACUGCUCAGGCCAACAACCUGGCAGAACAGGCCGGCAGACAUACUUUCAAGACCAAGGCAGAAGAAGACGAUGCCAACAAUCGCGCCAUCGCAGAGGCAUUGUUCGAUCUCAUUGAGGAAGAAGAAGCUCAAAAGAUGAACAGCACUUUCAGUACACCUCCACCAACCGGCGGUCUGACCUGGUCUAAAGAACAUGGCCUCGCCGCAACAGGACCUAGCACACACGACUCUGAUGUGUUUAGGAGCGAAGAAGAACAGAUGAAGUGGGCACUGCAGGAAAGUCUAAAAGGCGAUCAAUCUCGAAAGCGCCCUCUAUCCAUGGACGAGGAUGUACAAAUCCUUACCAAGCCACCACUUUAUGCGAAGCCGGUACUUGGAGCUGUUGCUAANAAGGACGUACCACUAAUUGAUUUGACUGAGGAAGAUGAUGGCGAUGAAGCCCCCAUCCCAGUUCCGGUUGUCCACCAACCGCCUGACUCUGGCAGCUGGGCAUGCCAAGUGUGUACUUCCUGCGAUGCUUGCGGCGUAGAGCGUCCAGCAUUCAUGACCUCAACCGUUGAUUCAAGCAAUUCUCGCCGUAGGAAUGACGCGCGUCCUCCACCAGCACAUGCAGAGAAGAAACAGACCAAAAACGAAUCACCAGGCUGGAACUGUCGCGAGUGUGGUACCUUCGUCGAGCAUAUGUGGUGGUGUUGUACUCUGUGCGGGCUCAUGAAAGAGAAAUCA
Aureobasidium musti is the source of this 1430-nucleotide messenger RNA. The record is from the annotation of a GenBank genome assembly. NCBI's taxonomy places the organism in Eukaryota, Fungi, Ascomycota, Dothideomycetes, Dothideales, Saccotheciaceae.